AUGACUGGAGACAGUUCAAAUACCGAGAUACCUGAAAGAAUCACCCUACUGCGAGAUCUGGCCAAGGCCAUGGGAAAAGAAAAGAUCUCGACCUCACUCUGGGCCAGCCUUCAGGUGUGCGACCUCUCAAAACUGGAGUCCCUCAUCGAACUCGUCUGCCAUUCACCAAACUCCACUAUCGAUUUUCUCAAUACGUGCCCCAACCUCCCAAAGAGAUGGCUCGAGGACCGAUCCGUCCUUCAAAGCAUUGCCUCUGGUGCCUCCAGCACAUCUCGCGACAGCCUCUCCAAAUGCAUGCGGAUUGUGGCCAGAAAACGAGACGGCCAUCGCUGCGUCUUGACCGGCACCGCGAAAGUCUAUCAGCCGGUUUGGAUAUUUCCAGAGAUACUCGCACGGCCGGCUUUCGAUUUCGAUGUUCACUCACUAGGACUAUGGCGAUUCAUUGACUUAUUCUGGGACCCCGCUAGAGUGCAGCGAUGGCGCAACGCCGUCUUUCAUAACCCCGACAACGCACCGAAUGCCACCAGUGGCUGCUCAAGCCUGAUAUGCUUGCGAAGUGAUCUUGCUUAUGCCUUCUCAGUCGGGAUGUUCGCUUUACGUCCUGUCCGAGUUUCCCUUGACAAACGCGAGUUAGAGGUGGAAUUCAACUGGCUGCCACGGGAGAAACACCGAUUCAAAGACGUGGUGGGUAUUCACAAGCAAGCACUUUCCUAUCAAAAUCUGGAAAGCGUGGAAGGACUAAGAUUCUGUGCGAUGGGCUCGAAUGAGCCAGUUAAAUCGGGUCAUCGGUUCCGACUGACAACGGAUGAUCCUGUAAAGCGACCACUGCCAGAUUUCGACCUGUUGGAUAUGGCCUGGCACCUUUCGCAGAUUGUGGCUAUGUCAUCGGCGAUCGAAUUAGUAUGUCAUGAGCCAGAAAUCUCGAGAGUCCAAAGUGAUGAUGAUAAGACUGUGAAGGAUGCUUCCCCGUCACGACGAACGUUGUCGAAUUUUGAUACUACCCAGCGAGUUGCGGAGUGGCUGGCAAGCGGCACUGGCGAGCGUUGA
Molecule: messenger RNA, 1047 nt
Organism: Penicillium cosmopolitanum
Lineage: Eukaryota; Fungi; Ascomycota; Eurotiomycetes; Eurotiales; Aspergillaceae
Exons: 1
Coding region: 1-1047 (348 amino acids)
Source: RefSeq, a predicted model, not a curated record